UUAUUCCCUAUUUUCCACAGCCCCAUACCCCACCCCCCUUUCAUCCACCCCACCGUCUUCUUCUAGCCGGUGAAAUUUACCGGAAAAUCCUCAAUUUCUCUGAUCCAAUCCUCUACUGAAAUCACGGAAGAUUUCAUUAACUUGAAUUUUUUUAAAAAAAAUUGUAAUAAAAAAAAAGAAAAAAUUGUAAGAAGUUCUAUGGGCGAAGAAGUAAAAAUCACCGACGGUGAUGCUUUCACUGGAGACGAAAACCGUGUUCUCGAGUGGGAAGAAGGACUUCCGAGUCUCGAAGAUCUAACGCCGUUAUCUCAGGCGUUAAUCCCGCCGGAACUCGCGUCGGCUUUCAAAAUCUCGCCGGAGCCGGCGAAGACGUUGUCCGACGUCAAUCGCGCUUCGGAGAGCACGUUUUCGUCUCUCCGCGGCAGCGGACCGUUGCAACAAUUACACAUUUUGUCCUCACCGGAAACGGAUCCGACGGAAAAUGGAUUGGAUCCGAGGAAGACCCGAAGGAUUGAUCCAGAGAUGUUAGACGCGGAUUCAGCAUUAAUGAGGAAUGAGAAUUGUGGAGGAGGAGAUGAUAGUAAUAAUAAUUCAGCGUCUAAGACGCUGAACAAGCGGCCGCGGCUCGUGUGGACACCGCAGCUGCACAAGAGAUUCGUGGACGUGGUAGCUCAUUUAGGGAUAAAAAAUGCGGUGCCAAAGACGAUUAUGCAGUUAAUGAACGUGGAAGGAUUAACGCGGGAAAAUGUUGCGAGUCAUUUGCAGAAGUAUAGGUUGUACUUGAAGAGAAUGCAAGGGCUGUCAGAUGAGGGGCCCACUUCUUCCGAUCAUUUAUUCGCGUCCACACCCGUGCCACAGAGUUUGCAGCAGUCCGGUGGUAAUGGCCCUAAUAGUAAUGGCCAUAACAGUAGCGGUUAUAACAGUAAUGGUCAUAAUGGUAAUGGUCAUGUACAAAUGCAAAUGCCUAUGCCAAUGCCAAUGAUGUAUCCCCCACAAAUGGUGCCAAUGCCUAUGAUGGGAAUGUCAGGACAUGGACAUGGGUUUCAUCAUCAGUAUAAUAUGGGGGCGCAACAGCCAGACUGGUCUGGAAAUAAAUUUGGUUCUUAUCAUCAUGUUGCUCCUAGUGACAAAUAGCUAUAGUAGACCAAAAAAGAGGGUUGAUUACUGGAUUGUUCCAUCAGGAAGAUUCUCACUUGGUGGAUUGCAAACUAGGAAUUCCAGUUAGUAUCAUUUAGGAUUUUUCAUUUGUUUAGAUUCCGUAGAUUUAUAGGGAGAAAAAUUUCAUAAAUUGCUCUAAAUUUCUUAGAGCAUAUUGGCCUAAGAUGAGUUUAAAUGGAGUAACAAGGUCAGUGAGGAUUCAUAUAGCCGACCCCAACUUAUUUGGGACUGCAGCAUACUAAUAGUAGUUGCUCGAAAUUUCUUAGAGCCAGGUCAUUUCUGAUUGUAGCUUCUUACUCAAAAAGGAGCUUAAUACAUAAUUGGAGAACAAGAUAAAAUUGUUGUUUUGAUCACACUUUUCUUGAAAGAUAGUACAAUAAUUUCGGAUUC
Molecule: messenger RNA, 1548 nt
Organism: Nicotiana tabacum (common tobacco)
Lineage: Eukaryota; Viridiplantae; Streptophyta; Magnoliopsida; Solanales; Solanaceae
Product: transcription factor PCL1-like
Biological process (GO): regulation of DNA-templated transcription
Cellular component (GO): nucleus
Molecular function (GO): DNA-binding transcription factor activity; DNA binding
Source: RefSeq, a predicted model, not a curated record